This is a messenger RNA of Cladocopium goreaui, 822 nucleotides long. The record is from the annotation of a GenBank genome assembly. Lineage: Eukaryota; Dinophyceae; Suessiales; Symbiodiniaceae.
AUGGGUGGACGGAACAGUCAUUGCCUGUGCGAUGUAGACGAAGUGGAUGGUGAUAACAGCGCCAACUUCUUGGAAGAGAAGGCCUCUGGGCCGAGCGAAGUCCGGCCGCUCUUCACAUACGAGAAUGGCGCGACCUAUCACGGAUCCUGGAUGGGGGAGUUGCGACAUGGUCACGGAGAACAGAUGUGGCCUGACGGAGCCCGCUAUUGUGGUGAGUGGGUGAUGGACAAAGCCCAUGGCCAAGGCCGCUUUGAGCAUGUGGACGGCGAUGUCUACGAAGGCCAGUGGCAGGCAGACAAGGCACAUGGACAGGGCAUGUACCAACACGCAGAUGGCUCUCGCUAUGAAGGACAAUGGAAGGAGGACAAACAGCACGGCAAAGGCAUCGAACUCUGGCCUGAUGGUGCCAGAUACCAAGGCGAAUACUUGGAGGGCCGGAAAAAUGGUCAUGGCAGCUUCAGCUGGGCAGACCGAUCCAGCUAUGAGGGUGGCUUUCGUGACAACGAGAUCAAUGGCGAAGGUCUCUACAUUUGGGGCGAUGGCCGAAGAUACCAAGGUCAGUGGGUUAACAAUCGGAUGCAUGGCCAUGGCGUGUUUACUUGGGCAGACGGCCGCAUGUACGAAGGGCAAUACAAGGAAGAUUCGAAAGAUGGACAUGGUGUGUUCUCCUGGCCGGAUGGACGGAAAUACGAUGGACAAUGGCGGGAUGGCAAGCAGCACGGCACCGGCUCCUAUGUCAGUCUUGCACAGGAGAAGAAGCAAGGAGUGUGGGAAGACGGACGACGCGUGAGAUGGUUGGAAGAUAACGCUCCAGUUGCUUGA